UCCCUUCUCAUUCUGAUGUUGAUCUUCUCUGAUGGCUCUCAGUCAACUCCUGUGAGAACUUUUAAACAAAUCCCUUUAUGCAGAUCUCUGACCUUUGUCCUGUUCCAACCCAGGCACAUUGGCCUGCUGAGGGUCAAAGGUCGCAAGAUGAACCUGCAGAAGAUCCCCCUGAACACAGUGAGGCAGUUCUUCAUCCAGGACGUCGUGCUGGCGGACCACCAAGACCUGUUCACCGCCGGGACCCCGCAGGUCACCAAGAAGGUGGAGGACUUCUGCCAGGCCAAGGUGGUGGAGAUGUUGGAUCAGGCAGAACGGGAACGACUGGGCUGCCCGCUUACUCCAGAGAAGCCUCUCAUUCGUAUCAGGGUGGAUUACAGCGGCGGCUUCGAGGCCUUCAACACCUCGCGCUUCAGUCAGAAGUUUGUGGACCGCGUGGCCAACCCAAAAGACGUCAUUCAUUUCCUCCGACGGCGAGAGAACAAGGAGGCCGUCAAAGAUGAGAUCGACAUCGACUACAGCCGGCUGGUACGGACCACGGCCCUGGAGGGCCUGAGGGUGGAGGACCUGGUCAAACAGUACUUUGAAGCUGCUGAACAGAAGGUCCAGCUGUCCCUGCUGACGGAGAGCGGAAUGGGGAAGGCCAUCCAGGAGUUUGUGGACAAAGACGAGAAGGAAGCCAUCGAGGAGCUCAUCAGCUACCAGCUGGAGAAGACACAGCGCCACCUGCAGGGUCGGGGGGUAACCACGGAGCAGGACAUCGACGCCGAGAUCCAGCGCUUCAGAGACGCCAAGAAGAACACCACUGAGGAGGAGCGGGAGAACAGAGAGGCCCUCGACCGGGCCCGGGCUCUCCGUCUGGACCGGGGGGAGGCCCCUCAGGACCCGAUGGAGGAGCUGGGCGACGCCCACAUGGACUCUGACGAGGGCGUGACCCCGCCCCCGGCCCCCACUCGUGGAAGAGGCAGCCGGGGGAGGGGCGGCAGGGGCAGGGGGAGGGGGGUUGCCGCUCCUGAACCGAAGGCCGCGGGGCGCGGUCGAGGCCAGAGGUCGUCCGCCGGUGGCAGCAGAAGCAUCAUGGAAGCUUUCGACCGCCCAUCCCAGAGAGGCCCCCGGGCCGGAGCGGCCAAGUCUUACACAGAAGAGGUGGUCAUCGACGACUCUGACGAGGACUUCCCUGCGGCGGCGUCGUCCGGGCCCCCUCCCCGAAGCUCCGCCUCCCAGGCUCCUCCCAGAGGCUCCGCCUCCCAGGCUCCUCCCAGAGGCUCCUCCUUCCAGAGCUCCAGCGAGAGCCAGUCGUCCAGGGGCGUAGCCUUUGAUGACAGCGAUGAUGAUGACGAGGAGGAUCCUUUCAAAGCGCAGAGGAGUCGUACCCGACGAUAAGCUCACCAGAGACGGGUUUUCUUCUGAAGCUCUUGGGUUCCCCUCUCUACUGGUGGAGCUCCAGUGGUCCAGGGUGGGUUCCAGCUGUGUGGUGAACUGGGAGUACUGAGGUUUGGCUCCACUGCCAGGACCUCGAGUGACUCAGAGCCCGCCUCUAACCCUAUCUCUAGGCCGAUCAGGCCGACGUGUUCAUACAGGAGCUUCCCUGGUCCAAAGGGUUGGUGACACACUCUGCAACGUUGUCCGUUAAGAGGAAUAACACCGUCUGCUGUUUUAAGUUCCCUGACUGGUUUUGCAAAGAAAAAUAAACAAAAAGUUGACUUUG
Gadus macrocephalus (Pacific cod) is the source of this 1705-nucleotide messenger RNA. RefSeq names its product MRE11 homolog A, double strand break repair nuclease (gene mre11a). Gene Ontology annotation, molecular function: endonuclease activity; manganese ion binding. The transcript is spliced from 12 exons. Lineage: Eukaryota; Metazoa; Chordata; Actinopteri; Gadiformes; Gadidae. Bases 16 to 1380 code for a protein of 454 amino acids. The record is from RefSeq and is a predicted model, not a curated record. Gene Ontology annotation, biological process: double-strand break repair via homologous recombination; mitotic G2 DNA damage checkpoint signaling; meiotic DNA double-strand break formation. Gene Ontology annotation, cellular component: nucleus; Mre11 complex.